AUGAGGAACGCACUCAUCAGUUCCCACACACCCUUAGCAAACCCAAUUAAUCUCAUUGUUCCAAAGUUUCAAUCAAUCAGAUCCUCCACCAUCCAAAUGGGGGAUUUCAUCUUCUCCUUCAAGACCCAGGAAUAUGCUCUCCAGAGAGCAAAACACAACAAGAAGAGGCUAACUGAGGACCAGGUUGCCAUUCUCGAGAAGUGCUUUGCCUCCAACAUGAAGCUUGAACCGGAGCAGAAGUUCCACCUUGCAAACCAACUUGGUGUUCCUCCAAGACAAGUUGCCAUUUGGUACCAGAACAAAAGGGCACGCUGGAAGACUCAGAGCCUUGAGGUGGACCAUGGUGUGCUUCAGGCAAAGCUGGAGAAUGUGAUGGCUGAAAAGAAGCAGCUAGAGAGAGAUGUGGAGAGGCUCAAAGCUGAGCUGCAGAAAGCACAAGAGAUGAUUCUAAUUGGCAAUGUUGUCAAAGGUGGAGACAAUAGCGAUAAUAAUAAUCAUAAUCAUCAUAAUAACAAUAAUACUAAUAAUGGUUCUUGUUGUGAGUUUUCAACUUCUUUUGAAGAGGGAGGGAGCUCAGGGGUAGUGCUUGAUGAUGCUACUCAUCAUCAUGAGUGUUGGCAAAGUGGUGAGGUUAUGCAGGUUGAGGAGCUUUAUGCUUACUUCAUGGGUGCAAAUUAUGGGUCAAGCUUGCAUGAGAAAAGGGCAUAA
This is a messenger RNA of Sphenostylis stenocarpa, 708 nucleotides long. NCBI's taxonomy places the organism in Eukaryota, Viridiplantae, Streptophyta, Magnoliopsida, Fabales, Fabaceae. The record is from the annotation of a GenBank genome assembly.